Cryptomeria japonica (Japanese cedar) is the source of this 603-nucleotide messenger RNA. RefSeq names its product RING-H2 finger protein ATL3-like. The transcript has a single exon. Bases 1 to 603 code for a protein of 200 amino acids. The record is from RefSeq and is a predicted model, not a curated record. NCBI's taxonomy places the organism in Eukaryota, Viridiplantae, Streptophyta, Pinopsida, Cupressales, Cupressaceae.
AUGGGGAGUUCAACUGGCUGGAUCUUAUCUGGACUAGAUCGUGCCUCAGGAGGACUAGCUAUAUUUUUUCUGGUGGUUUUUCUAAUUCUUCUGCAACGUUGUAUUUGCAGAAUGAGAAGUAUGGCCUACACGGAAAAUAAUGAAUCUGAUUCUGAAGAAAAUCCUGAAGUUGUUCUCACAAUGGGCUUGCAUAAAGAAAGUCUAGAUGCUCUGCCUAUAUUUGAAUACAAAUCAGAGAGUUGCAAACAAGGACUAGAAUGUGCAGUCUGUCUGUCUGAAUUUCAAGAGAAUGAGAAAUGCAGAAUCUUGUCAAACUGUAAUCACAGCUUCCAUACAGAAUGUAUUGAUAUGUGGUUUCAUUCUCACUCUACUUGUCCUCUUUGUAGAACUCCAGUGCAAGCUUAUUCAUCUUCGAAGGUUAAUAAAGAGGAGGAAGCAUCCAUUUCCCCAAAUAAUAUUGGAGGAACGAAUGGCAGUGUUUAUGCCCAUUUGAUGAGAAGUCAAACAAGCUCUAGUGCGGUGCACUACCAGAACCCACCAGAUAUUGUUUUGUUGGUAAGAGAGGAUGAGAUGGAUCAAGGACUGCCCACUGGAAGACCAUGA